GGUCAAACCUUUUUUCCCCCAAAUACUUUCUUCAAUAAAUUCUCCAACAUCACACAGUACACUUCUCUGUCACUAAGCGAGAGAUGUCUUCCCUUGCAGCUAGGGUUUUCAGAUCGCUUCUAGCUCCUGCAUCUCGAGCCGCCACCUCUUCUUCCCGAAGUGCAAGCACUGUCGCCGCUGGAGGCACCAAGAAGUCGGCGGCGAAACCGAAGGCGAAACCUAAGCCAAAGCCGAAACCAGACUCUCUGGCGAAGAAGAAGACGCCGAGGACUACCGGAAUCUUCAAGGCGACGACUGUCUCUCCGGCUCUUGCUCAGUUCCUUGGUACCGGUGAAACCACACGUACCGACGCCGUCAAAGAGGUUUGGACCUAUGUCAAGUCCCACGAUCUUCAGAAUCCUGCUGACAAGAGGGAGAUCUUCUGCGAUGAGAAGCUGAAGCAAAUCUUCGAAGGGAAAGACAAAGUCGGGUUUCUGGAAGUCACCAAGCUCUUGUCCACGCACUUUGUGAAGACUACUGCUUGACUAGCUCAACACGGAAGGAAGUUCUUGUUCUCGUUCUUAACGUUGUCAAAUAAUCUAUUAACUCUUUUGGUGUCUGUUUAAAACGAUUGUAAACAUGGUUUGACUUGUGAAGAAAGUGUCUUGACAUCAAGUUUGCAAACUAUUUAUCUUAAUCAAGUAAUUAACUACUUCAUUUUUAUUAA
Molecule: messenger RNA, 706 nt
Organism: Brassica napus (rape)
Lineage: Eukaryota; Viridiplantae; Streptophyta; Magnoliopsida; Brassicales; Brassicaceae
Product: protein TRI1-like
Exons: 2
Coding region: 84-524 (146 amino acids)
Cellular component (GO): nucleus
Source: RefSeq, a predicted model, not a curated record